AAAAUUUGAAAGAACCUCAAACAAAAACAUGACAUAGCCGUUAUCCCCUCAAACAUCCGCCCCCACUCUCCGCCUCCGCCGCCCUUCUCCUCCAUUAAACUACCCCCACCCGGUUCUUCAAUCUGUAUAGAAAUCCCAUACAAGACUCCAUGCUUCUAAGCCCCUGAGAACAAAAAAAAAAAUGAAAUCAAUGAAGGUGAAGCUGCUGAAGAAGCUAAAAACAAUCAAGAUAGUUGGCCAUAACCCUAAGCAAGAAAGAGUUCUCCGUUUGAAGGCUUCCGAUGGGUAUGUCCCCAUUUCUCCGCCGCCGCCGCCCCAUUCUCCAUUGUCCCCAAUUUUUAUCCAAGAAGAAGAAGAAGAACCGGAAAUUAUUGAGGUUUCGGAGCUGAUGAAGGAUCUUGAAGAUGAAGAAAUGGAGUUUCUUGAUGCGAUUGAUGACAAGGAGAACAUUAGGCCUGUCUCGGAGGCUAAGAAUUCGGAGAAUCUUUCGCCAUUGAAGCCAAAGAUUGAAGCUUUUUAUGGUAAAGAAUUGCAAAGAGGGGAUUCAAGAUUUCCCUCUCCUUUGUCUGAGAUUGAUGUGUCCACCUUUAGAUUUUUACAGGCAACAAUAGAAGCCAAAAUUCAACACUUAACAUCAUCAUUUAACGAAGAAAAAGAAGAAGAAGAAGAGGAGGAGGAGCAAGAACCACCUAUGAAAGCCCAAAAAUUGGAGGAAAAUACUAAUCCCCUACUAGGUUUUGAAGAGAAAUGUCCAGCAGGGGGGAGUGAUUCAGUAAUCCUGUACACGACAGGGCUUCGAGGGGUACGAAAAACGUACGAGGAUUGCCAAAACACGAGAUUGCUGCUGCAGAAUUUGCGGGUUUUGUUCAUGGAGCGAGACAUCUCAAUGCACUCGGAGUUCAAGGAGGAGCUGUGGGGAAUGCUGGGACAAAAGGUGGUGCCACCAAGGCUGUUCAUCAAGGGGAGAUACAUUGGAGGAGCAGAGAGAGUGUUUGCCUUGCAUCAACAAGGGAAGUUCAAGGCUCUGCUUCAAGGCAUUCCUCUUGAUGUUUUGCAAGAGCCCUGUGGAGGGUGUGGUGGGAUGAGAUUCAUCCUGUGUUUCAGAUGCCAUGGAAGCAGAAAAGUUCAUGUUGAUGAUGAUCAGAAUGAUGAUGAUGAUGAGUGGAAGAAGAAAUGCCCAGAGUGUAAUGAGAAUGGGUUGAUUGUCUGCCCUCUGUGUUGUUGAGUUGAUUAAGUAUGCUCGGACACUUCAAUUGGUCACAAAUGUAAAAUUUGUCAUAAGAGUUCAAUGAUGAAUUUUACGGGUUG
Molecule: messenger RNA, 1308 nt
Organism: Ipomoea triloba (trilobed morning glory)
Lineage: Eukaryota; Viridiplantae; Streptophyta; Magnoliopsida; Solanales; Convolvulaceae
Exons: 1
Coding region: 182-1225 (347 amino acids)
Source: RefSeq, a predicted model, not a curated record